UGGAGGCCGCGCUGGGGUCCACCAGCAGCCGACAUGGACAUCCCACCGCUGGCCGGCAAGAUCGCGGCACUGUCGCUCAGUGCCCUGCCAGUGUCCUACGCGCUCAACCACGUCUCGGCGCUCUCACACCCACUGGGAGUGGCGUUGAUGAGCGCCCUGAUCCUGGUACUGCUCUUUGUGGCUAUCUACAGCUUGUCCCAUGGUGAGAUCUCCUAUGACCCUCUCUACGCUGUGUUCGCAGUCUUCGCGUUCACCUCUGUGGUGGACCUCAUCAUCUCUCUCCAGGAAGAUGGCUAUGUGGUGGGCUUCAUGGAGUUCUACACCAAGGAGGGUGAGCCCUACCUGCGCACGGCCCACGGCGUCUUCAUCUGCUACUGGGACGGUACUGUUCACUACCUCCUCUACCUGGCCAUGGCUGGCGCCAUCUGUAGAAGGAAGAGGUACCGGAACCUUGGACUCUACUGGCUGGGCUCCUUCGUCAUGAGCAUCCUGGUAUUCCUCCCAGGAAACAUCCUCGGCAAGUACAGCUCAGAGAUCAGGCCUGCCUUCUUCCUCACCAUCCCCUACAUGCUGGUUCCAUGCUGGGCCGGCAUGAGGGUCUUCAACCAGUCCCAGGCACCCACCUGCUGCACCCCUCACAUGGUUCAAGAAGAGCAGAGAAAGGGUCUCCUGCAGCGGCCAGCAGACCUGGCACUUGUCAUAUACCUUGCCCUUGCUGGGUUCUUCACCCUAUUCCGAGGCCUGGUGGUGCUUGACUGCCCCACGGAUGCCUGCUUUGUCUAUAUCUACCAGUAUGAGCCAUACCUGCGGGAUCCAGUGGCCUAUCCAAAGGUGCAGAUGCUGGUGUACAUGUUCUACGUGCUGCCCUUCUACUGCCUGGCCGCCUAUGCCCUCAUCUUCCCUGGCUGCUCCUGGCUGCCUGACUGGGCCCUGGUGUUUGCUGGAGCCGUUGGCCAGGCACAGUUCUCACACAUGGGCGCCUCGCUGCACCUGCGUACGCCCUUCACCUACCGUGUGCCUGAGGAUGCCUGGGCCUGCUUCUUUGUGUGCAACCUGCUCUACGCCUUGGGCCCCCACCUGCUUGCCUACCGCUGCCUGCGGCGGCCCGCCUUCUUCCUGCGUCAGCCACCCCCUGGCCCCCUGGCCCACCACAAGAAGCAGCACUGAGGGGGCACCAGGCUGCUCAGGACUCGUUUUUACACAUCCAGCUGGGUUUGGCCCAGGAA
This is a messenger RNA of Trichechus manatus latirostris (Florida manatee), 1226 nucleotides long. RefSeq names its product transmembrane 6 superfamily member 2 (gene TM6SF2). Gene Ontology annotation, cellular component: endoplasmic reticulum membrane; endoplasmic reticulum-Golgi intermediate compartment membrane. The record is from RefSeq and is a predicted model, not a curated record. The transcript has 10 exons. Gene Ontology annotation, biological process: regulation of lipid metabolic process; lipid homeostasis. NCBI's taxonomy places the organism in Eukaryota, Metazoa, Chordata, Mammalia, Sirenia, Trichechidae. The coding region runs from base 34 to 1167 and encodes 377 amino acids.